Messenger RNA from Betta splendens (Siamese fighting fish), 1878 nucleotides. It is a transcript of the gene tsen54, whose product is annotated as TSEN54 tRNA splicing endonuclease subunit. Gene Ontology annotation, biological process: tRNA-type intron splice site recognition and cleavage. Lineage: Eukaryota; Metazoa; Chordata; Actinopteri; Anabantiformes; Osphronemidae. Gene Ontology annotation, cellular component: tRNA-intron endonuclease complex. The transcript is spliced from 12 exons. Bases 102 to 1640 code for a protein of 512 amino acids. The record is from RefSeq and is a predicted model, not a curated record.
GUAGUGGACAGCGCCCCCUACUGGCCGCGCGUUUCCUCUAGUUCCUCAACCUGACUGGCGGCGGGACCCAGGGGAACGUUCGAGUAGAGUGACAAGCAAAGAUGGCGGAUCAAAACAAGACAGACACCGCAGGGAAGUUGUACAAUGAGAUUCUAAGCCCCUCUGAGCUGUUUGCAGCCCGGUCAAGGAGUCACAAGAUCCCAGUCAGAGGACAGAAGGACUUCUUUCCCAAUGACUCGGACGAGCAGAGACAGCGACUUGAGCAGAGUCUGAAUGAGCACUGGAGCCUCGUAUCAGAGGAGAGAGUGGAGAGGCUAGGAAAUCUCGUGAAGGGCAUAUGGAUCCCAAGUGACCAGAUUGUGGAGCUUCAGUCUCCAGCUGGAAAGUUCUGGCAGACAAUGGGCUUUUCUGCCAAUGCUAAGCAGUGUCUUCUUCCUGAAGAAGCUCUUUACCUGAUGGAGUGUGGAAACCUGCAGGUGUUUUAUAGAGACCUGCCUCUAUCCAUCCAGGAUGGGUAUGAGAGAUUUUUGUCCUCAAAGACAAUAAGCCUGCAGCAAUAUCAGGUUUUUGGGCAUUUGAAGAGGCUUGGAUAUGUGGUGAAUAGGUUCAAUCCCAGCUCAGAGCCAUCGCCUUACAUGAGGCAGCUGAACCUUCCUCAGUCUCGUGACAGUGCAGGGAGGCAACUGAAAAGGAAACGCAGCACCAGCCCCACACUGUCAUCCAGUCAUACGAAAGCAAGGGAAUCUCAUACUGAGAGAAUGGAGGAGGAUGAAUGCAGCCAUGAAGGGGAGAAAAAAUCUACACAAGCCUCCCCAGAGACUCCAGGGGUCUCGACUGCUACCACUAGGUCUGCAGAUGAAGGCAAGGGCAGGAACUGGUGGAUGACAGAUGUUCUGCCUGAGCCAGGGCACAGAUCAGAUCACAGCCUCUCCUCUGGUUCAUCGCGCUGGGACUUCAGGUCCAUUGUUUUCCCUGAUCUGGGCUCCAGGGAGCAACUUUCUAGCUGCCUGGCCUCCCCAGACCCCUCUCUGCUGCCUGAGGCUUUGGCUGUAGGAGCGUGUGAUUUUGCCCUCUGGAGACAGAGAAUAAACCUGCGGAAAGUCAACAUGUCCUCGAAGGACUGGAAGAGGGAGGAAGACAAGCUGAGGCGCGGAUGGGACGUCAACAAAGAUGAAGAGGUUCGGCGAUGCAGAAACUGGACAGAGUACAUGGAGCUCAUGUCCAGGAGGGAGGCGAAGCGGAAAGGCCGACCAGCACACUUGUGGAACAGAGAAGUCACUCCUUUACAUGACCCGAGAGAGCCCAUCUCUACCGGGGAGCUGUUGGAAAAAAUCAGUGUGAUCAAACCUACAAAUUUACUAGAGGGAGCAUCCAGGUUGAAAGGUGGGGAUGAGUGGAGGAUCUGUUUCAAUGUUUACCAGGCUGAUACGGUGGCAGACUUUAAGAAGAGUAACCCGGGGAAACCGUACGCCCGCAUGUGUGUGUGCAGUUUUGACGGUCCUGUUCCAGACCUGCGCGCUAUCAAACUGCUGACUUUCCAGAGUGGGGACAUUCCAGUGGUGUUUGCUGUGGUGGACUAUGGAGACAUCUCCUUUUACACUUUCAAAGACUUCCAACUGCCCCUGGACGUGUUCCCUUGAGACCUCGCUGCUUGAACACAGGACUUUAGGGUUUGUCUGUAAAAGUGUUAAAAGUCACUUUGUUUGAAAACAAACAAACAUGUUCUACACUUAUCUGUAAUGGAGAAGUGACAAAAAAGGAUUGAAAAGAUGGGUUCAGCAAUUUGCGGUUCUUGGUAUAAUGUAACUAACCUUUUUGCUUUUUUAUGUACGUUCAAAGUUAAAAUUAUUUUAUAAUUAAAGCCUGGAAAAAUUUGCA